Porites evermanni is the source of this 742-nucleotide messenger RNA. NCBI's taxonomy places the organism in Eukaryota, Metazoa, Cnidaria, Anthozoa, Scleractinia, Poritidae. The record is from the annotation of a GenBank genome assembly.
AUGAUUUAUGACAGUAGCUUAAUUCGCUCUUUGAGAGCCUGUUUUCAGUGGAUUUUGCAUUUUUAUUAUCCUAAUAAUAAUAAUAAUAAUAAUAAUAAUAAUAAUAACUAAUUAUUUGCCGCCCACUGCAAACGGAUGCAUGCAACAUUGAUGAUUGAUGGCCAACAAAUCCCAACCGGCAAUUGGACGCUAUAUGUUGCGUCCGUUUGCGCACCCUGUUGGAUGUUGCGUGUUUUUGGGAGUUGUUACGCCAAACUUGGAACCAGUGAAACUUUUAGCUAUGUGCAAACAGACGCAACAACUCCCAACAAUGUUGGGAGUUGUUGGCCAACAUUGUUGCGUCCGUUUGCACGUAACUCAACAACAAUAAUGUAAUAAUAAUAAUGAUAUUAAUCUUUAUCCCUUUAAAGCUCCCGCCAAGUUCAUUAAUGUAAGCAGUGAUCAGUCUGUUAUUGAAGGCGGUAAUCUACUGCUAGUUUGUGAAACAUCUGGAAAGCUAGCACCAAACAUCACUUGGACCAAAAUAGGACAGGAAAGCGGCGAAAACAAAAUACUGCACUUGGGGACCAGAUACAAAAUUGAAAAUGUUAGUCGUAGUGAUGCUGGAACAUACCGUUGUACAUCAUUCAAUGGAGUAGGAAAUUCUGUUAGUCAUUUACUUACAGUUGAUGUUAUAUGUAAGUAUGGCUAUAACUUUAAGUCCUUACAGUUUUUUAUCGUAAAGUCAGUUAGUUACUACUAA